Pedinophyceae sp. YPF-701 is the source of this 2319-nucleotide messenger RNA. The record is from the annotation of a GenBank genome assembly. NCBI's taxonomy places the organism in Eukaryota, Viridiplantae, Chlorophyta, Pedinophyceae.
AUGCAGCCGAAUCCGAGCCCUGGCCUGCGCAACCUACGCGUCGCGUUCCUGAAGGACGCCGGCGACCAGGCGCUCAAGGAGCGGCGCCUGCGCGACGCCUGGGAGGCCUACACCGAGGCCCUGGAGGCGCACGGGCAGGUCAAGGGUCCCAACGACGUUGUCAGAAACCUCUACGCAAACCGCUCCUUGGCCCUCUGUAAAGCGGGCCGUCACCAGCAGGCCCUGGACGACGCGGAGCGCGCCAUUGCGGUCGAUCCGGAGUGGGACAAGGGCUACUGGAGGGCGGCCGCGGCCCUCACGGCGCAGGCGCAGCACUUGAAGGCACUCGAAAUGUUUCGAGCUUGCUUCCCGCUCGCCCCGGCGGCCUGCCGCGACCACGUGCGGAAGACCGCGCGGUCCGUCGUCUCCAGGAUGACGCGGAGGGAGCUCGGCUACGUCCUCGUCGACCUGCUCGCCGGAAACCGCGCCUCGAUGUCUCCGCCAACGCUGCAACUCGUGUCGAACGAGGAGAUGGUCGAGGCGGCCUUCGAGUACGUCAAGGCCGAGCUCGUGCGCGAAGAAGAGCUCGCGCGGCCCGCAACGGCCCAGAAGCCCGCCGGGGACCUCAGGGCCGCGCUCCUCUUCUGGACCCUGCACGGGAUGCCACGCUGCUGCGCGCUGCACCUCCGCGCCGAGGUCCUCCUGCGCGCCCGCUGCUUCGUCCAGGCCCGCCACGACGCGAGACACGCUGCGCGGCUCAUGUCGGACCACCUCAACCGCCUCUCGGCGCCCAACCCCAACACAGGGGGCGACGCACUCGUUCCAGAGGCCUGGCCGGGGGCGUCCGUCGACGAAGCGCUCAGCACGCUCGCGCAGGUGCUGCACGUCCUCGGGCGCGCGUGCCUUGCCGCGGCGGACGGCGAGCGCGACGACGGCCCGCCGCUGUGUGCUCCGGAGGCGUACGAGAGCCUGCUGUGUGCCGCAGCGCUCGAUCCGGGCGACGAGGGCCGCCAGAAGCUGCUCACGCGGGCAGCAGAGGCGUGCGCGCCGGCGGAGCGCGACGCCGUCCGGGCGUGGUUCGACGCGAAGCGCCCUGACGUGGUGAUUGUUGUACCACGCGCUGCGAUGUCAGACACGGGUGCUCGGGAGUCUGACCGGCCCGGCCCCGACGCCGCGGACCGCGGGGGUGCGCGGCAGCUCUGCGUCGAGCUCGCGUUCGCCCGCGCCAGGCCCGGCGACGCCACGGCGGAGGCCAGGCGGUCGCUGCUGCAGUGGGCUGCUGCCGAGGUCGAACCCGCGGCGGGGCGGCCCGCCAUGGGCACGUGCGGCCGCGUACGCGACGGGGCCUUCAGAGUCCGGAUCCUCGCGGACCUGCCUCCGGGUGGCGACACGGAGUUGUUGCGGCGUGUGCGGAGCUGUGCGGCGGCGUCGUUCAACGAAAGCGACGUGGCGGCGCCUGCGCGCGCGGCUCUGGGCGACGCGCUGCCGUUCAGGGACGGCGCGGAGGAUGGCGAGAGGUCGGGGGCGAGCGCUGCGUGGGAGGAGCUGCUGCCGGACGUUGGCGCGGCAGCGCGGGCGGAGGAGGUGCCGCUGGUGCCGGAGCGGCCUCCGAGGGGGCUGGAGAUCGAGCUGCCGGAGCGAACGUACCGUGUAGUGGCGGCGGACGGCCGCGAGCUCGAGACGCGCGACCGCCGGGGGUGUUUUGCGCUGUCCAGGGUGUAUUACGACGCCAGCGAGAAGCAAGAGGAAGAGGCGUGGAUCGAGGUGGGAGACGGCUCCUGCCGGUGGCGGCAGACGACCUCGGAGGUCGUCGUCGGCGUGCUGCGGUGCCCCACGGGCACGCGGGCCCGCGACGUCGCCGUCGACAUCGCCCCCUUCCACCUGAAGGUGUGGCACCGGGUCACGGGGGAGGUGUGGUUCGAGGGGGAGUUAGAGAGGGGUGUCGUGGUACAACAGAGCGUCUGGGAGCUCAGCGACGAGGACGCGCGGGACGUCGGGGACCGCCGCCGGCUGCCCGUGCUGACGAUCUACCUGCACAAGCUCAACACCGAGCUCUACGAGUCGUGGUGGGAGCACUCGCGCUCGUGGUGGCCGCGCCUUCUACGGCGCCACGUGGCGAUCCAGUUCGACGACGACGUGAAAGACUACUCCGACCUCCCGGCGGGCAUCAUGGACGAGCACCUCCGGCGCCAGGCGCUCGAGGGCGCGGUGGAGCGCGUGCGGCUGCUCGAGUGCGACCGCCGCAAGAGGCUGGACGCGCUGGAGGCGCGCCGCAGGGUGUCGCGGUACGAGGCGUUGUGUGCGCUGCGGCGGCGGCGGAGGGAGCGCGGGCGGCCGUGA